Messenger RNA from Paramecium octaurelia, 403 nucleotides. The record is from the annotation of a GenBank genome assembly. NCBI's taxonomy places the organism in Eukaryota, Ciliophora, Oligohymenophorea, Peniculida, Parameciidae.
GUUAAUUUAUGAAUAACGAUUUAUGCCUCUUGAUUAGACAAGUCAGAAUGCCAAUGAGAAUACAAAUCCCUAAGCAGAAGAAAUAACCUGUAUUUCACAAAAAAGCUUACACUAUUCCAGACAAAAUUUACUCUGAUAAAGAAAUCAUGGAAUUGUAUUAUUUUUAACUAAUUAGAUAUUAUAAAAAAUUUAUUAAGGUAGAUAUUGAUGAUUCAAUUGCUCUAGAAAUAAUACAAACAGAUGACUUUAUUAAUUGUAAUAUUAAUAUCAAAUUAGGGACGUUAAAUACAAAUUGAUGACGAUUUAAUCAAUAGAAGAAAUUACUUAGAUCAUCAUUAAUAAAUUAUAAGAUGAUUUCUAAUUGCUAUCCUUAGAAUGCAAAAUGAAAUAAAUCAGGCAAAAG